GUCACCGCCUGCCGCCGUCCGCGGAGGGAGCGGCCAGUUGCUGCUCUGGAGCAGCCACUUUUGGAGACUUCAGUCCCUGGGGCUGAGAUCUUCCUCUGGGCUCUGCAUCCCUGACCACUGGCCCCAGUCUCUUGCAGAGACAUGGAAGAAUUUUUGCAACGCGCCAAAUCUAAACUGGAUCGAAGCAAACGCUUGGAGAAGGUCCAUGUAGUUAUAGGACCUAAGACGUGUGACUUGGAUUCUCUCAUUUCAGCCUUCACAUAUGCAUACUUUCUGGACAAGGUAAGUCCACCUGGGGUUCUCUGCUUGCCAGUGCUGAAUAUCCCAAGAACUGAAUUCAAUUACUUCACCAAGACAAGGUUUAUUUUAGAAGAGCUGAACAUCUCGGACUCUUUCCACAUAUUCCGAGAUGAAAUCAACCUGCAUCAGCUAAACGACGAAGGAAAGUUGUCGAUAACACUGGUUGGCAGCAAUGUCCUGGGGAGCGAGGACGGAAUUUUGGAAUCUGCAGUUGUCAGAGUCAUUAACCCUGUUGAGCAGAGCGACGGCGAGCUGGAGCUCCCCGAGUCUUCCUCCUCCCUGGUGCUGAAGGAGCUCCUCCGUGAGGCUCCAGAGCUCAUCACCGAGCAGCUGGCUCACGUCCUCAGAGGUAGCAUCCUUUUCAAGUGGAUGACCAUGGAUCUGGAGGUCUCAGAGAAGCAGGAGGAGAUUCUCUCCAUCCUGGAAGAACAGUUUCCUAACUUGCCACCAAGAGAUGACAUCAUCAGCGUGUUUCAGGAAACCCAGCUCAGUGCUCAGGGUUUAAGUAUUGAACAAACAAUCUUGAAAGAUCUAAAGGAGCUGUCAGAUGGUGAAAUAAAAGUGGCCAUUAGCACAGUGAACAUGACCCUCGAGAACUGUCUCUUCCACAGCAACGUCACCAGUGACCUGAAAGCCUUCACAGACAAGUUUGGUUUUGAUGUCCUCAUCCUGAUCGCCAGCUACGUGUCUGAGGAGCAGCAGCCAAGACGGCAGAUUGCUGUGUACUCCCAGAACCUGGAGCUGUGCAGUCAGAUUUGCUGUGAGCUGGAAGAGUGUCAGAACCCCUGCCUGGAACUAGAGCCCUUUGAAUGUGGCUGUGGUGAGAUCCUGGUAUACCAGCAGGAAGACCUUUCUGUGACUUGUGACCAAGUGAUUCUUCUUGUCAAGGAAGUCAUUAAUAAGAGGUGUCCAGAGAUGGUCUCUAAUAGCCGGACAUCCUCAACGGAAGCUGUGGCAGGCAGUGCCCCUCUAUCCCAAGGCUCUUCGGGGAUUAUGGAGUUGUAUGGUUCUGACGUAGAGCCACAGCCAAGCUCUGUGAAUUUCAUAGAAAACCCUCCAGAUCUCAAUGAUUCUAACCAGGCUCAAGUGGAUGUUAACGUAGACCUUGUUAGCCCAGAUAGUGGGUUGGCCACUAUUAGGAGCAGUCGUUCAUCCAAGGAGAGCUCAGUGUUCCUCAGUGAUGACAGCCCAGUGGGAGAAGGUGCUGGGCCUCACCAUAGCCUUCUCCCAGGAUUUGACUCCUACAGUCCCAUCCCUGAAGGAGUAGUUGCAGAGGAACUUACACGGUCUGGAGAACACAGUGAACACUUUGACCUCUUCAACUUUGAUCCAGCACCCAUGGUUUCUGGGCAAUCCCAACCGUCUUCUCAUUCUGCAGACUGCUCCCUAGCAGAUGACUUCCCCAACAGUGACUCUUCAGAAGGACACCUCCCUGCUGAGCCUAAAGAACUUGAUGAGAUGGGGAUCAAUACAUCUAAUUAUUCCUCCAGUUCCCUUUUGUCAGAGGCUGGCAAAGAUAGUCUUGUGGAAUUUGAUGAAGACUUUGUCCAGAGACAGGAAAGCCUAGGAGACAAGUCUGAAAGAAACUUAAGCUUGACAAGUUUUAUGGGAGAUAGAUCUUCUUCCCCAGAAAGGCUGGAAAAUAUUGGAAAGAUGAUCCCACCAACACCUAUGAAUAGUUUUGUAGAAAGCUCACCAUCCACUGAAGAACCAGCUCCACUCUACCCAGAAGAUAUGGUCCAAAAAUCUAUUGACACAGGGCACCUGGGGCCACCCCAGACCCGUGCACGGUGCAGGAGCUGGUGGGGUGGCUUGGAAAUUGAUUCUAAAAAUAUUGUAGAUGCAUGGAGCUCCAGUGAACAAGAAUCUGUCUUUCAGAGCCCCGAGUCAUGGAAAGAUCACAAGCCCAUCCCGGUUGACAGGAGAGCCUCAGAUUCUGCAUUUCAACCCAAGAGUCUUGGACUCCCCAAAUCAGAUCCCUGGGAAUCUGAAUUUGCUCAUACCAAAGUGGGUAACAAAGAUACUCAAGACCAAAAGAAGGAGAGCUUGCAGCUUCAGCACCUGCCCCCUGAGAGAACACAUUUGCCAGAUGCUUGUCCUCAAAGAACAAACCACUUGAUAGAAGACUUUGCAGCUUUGUGGCAUUCAGGUCACUCCCCAACAACAAUGCCUGAGCCCUGGGGAAAUCCUACCGAUGCUGGUGAGGCCGCAGUUACAGUGUCCUUCCCAGCCUGGGGUGCAUUCGAUAAAGAAGAUAAAGCUGAAGCUUUAAAAAAUACCUGGAAUCUUCACCCCACCACCAGUGACACACCUGUGCAGGACCUGAAUGAGUGGGCUGUAGCAAAAAUUGGGUUUUCUUUCCCUUCAUCAGACCUACUGGACAAUUCCCUCACUGAGGUAAAUGAUGAAGCAGCUCCAAAAAUCUGGGCUGAAAAUAACAAGGCUAUUCUUCCAUCUGGAGACCCCAGCUCUGGUAUGGAACAAAGAUGGAAUAAUUCUAAGCUGCCAAAGGAACAUCAGAAUGAGUUAGCGGAUCCUAAGGCCAGAGGAAAGUUCUAUGAGAAGGACGAUUCCUGGAACCUCUUUGAGGAAAGUGUUAAGAAAAGGGACUCAGGUGUGCUAGCUCCUUGGGAAGAUUCCUUCUUGUCAUAUAAAUGUUCUGAUUACAGUGCAUCCAACAUAGGAGAAGACUCAGUCCCAUCCCCCUUAGACACAAACUACUCCACCUCUGACUCUUACACAUCGCCAACGUGUGCUGGAGAUGAAAAAGAAAUGGGAAAGAAACCAUUUGCUAAUGAAGAAGGUUUCGAAACAAAAGAUGUUGACUCUAUUGCAGAGGAGACUGACGUUCCUCCACAGCCAAUACACCAGUCACUGAGAAAUCGAAUCAGUUCAGGUCCUGGGAAUCUAGACAUGUGGGCGUCACCUCAUGCAGAUGAUAAACCUAAAGUAAAUGACACACAUGAUCCAGACAAAGAUUUACUCACGACAGAGCCCACAGAAAAGAAUGCCUGCGUGGAGGAGGAUGUUGGGGAAAGCAGCCUUUCCAGUUACGAGGACCCUGGCAUGAUGCAGCUGUACAAUGAGGCGAACCGGCAGUUCACACUUCUGCACAGCAACACCAACUCUCGUCAGGUGGCCUCUGACAGCCUCGACACGUGGAACAGAGUGAUUCUGGAGGACACACAGUCCACUGCAACAAUCUCAGAUAUGGAUAAUGACUUGGACUGGGAUGACUGCAGUGGGGGUGUGGCGAUCACUGGAGACGGUCAAAAAGAAGGCUACGUAGCUGAAAACACUGAACUAGAAACCCGGUUUUCAGUGAGACAGCUGGAACCAUGGGGCACAGAGUAUCAAGAAGCAAACCAGGCAGACUGGGACCUCCCUGCCUCUGCUGCGACCACCAGGGACACUGUUCUCAAUGAAUACCACACCCUGAAUGAGAAGAGUGGGCAGUUAAUUGCCAACAACAUUUGGGAUUCUGUCAUGAGAGAUAAAGAUCUGUCAUCACUCAGGUUACCAAACUCACAAUGUAUCACAGAUACAGAACAAAGCAGCUUGCCUCUUAAAAGUCCCAGCCAUUCAGUAAAUGUUGAAGACAGUCACAUGCUAGAAGCCUCUGGGCUCAGUGAAUCAGCAGCCCUUACGCCUCAUCUGGACAACCAUAAAACGUGGACAACAUCCCAAGGUGACCCAGCAUCUUCAAAGACCAAGCUUGAGAGUCCGGGACAUUUUACACCCUCAGAUCCAUGGAGAAGCCAGAGUUAUGGACACAGUGAAAGCAAGACUGAAGGUCUGGGAGCCUCUGACAGGGAGUACCUCGAGAAGAAGGCCAUAGUAGACCCCAGAGUAGAUGAUGCCUCACAGGUUUCUGGAGAGGAGCCAGGUGACCUGGCACUCCCUUCUCCGGUUAUACUCGAACAGCAAGAAAUCUGCACUGAGUCAGGCAAAGUAAGUUCUGCCUCGGUCACUUCCAGUCCUCAAACACAGGAACCGAAGGAAGCCUUAGAGUUGGAGAAGGGGUCUUACAAUCUAGUCCCCUUUGCUGUGCACACAGAGAUGUCCACGAGAAGCCUCCAAGCAAAAGAGACCUAUGCAGAGCCUCUCACACAUAAAAAGUCAGGUGAGACCACUGCAACUUCAGGUAGGGUGAAUCAAAUACAAAACAUACCUUCACCUGAAAUGGAGCUCAAGGACACCAAAGAACACAAUAUUCUGGAAACACUACCUUGUGAGUCUCCUCAAAGCUCUGACAUUUGGGAUGGCCCUAUAGAUAAUGACGUGUGGGACAGUCACAUAAGUUCUGAGGGAACUAGGAAUCCUGAAGGUCAAGGCACUGAAAACAGAUUUCUAGACACCCAUUCACCUGGACAUUCUGAAAGAGAUAGCAUCUCUAGUGAGUGUACUUAUUCAAGUGCAUCGAGCCCUGACCUAGCUGGCUCUUCAGCUGCCCUGUCCUCCUGGAGCCACAGGCCCAGUACUGAGCAUCAAAAAGAGGAUCAAGAUAAUAGGAGUGAACAGAAUCACCAAGAAUCAAAACUAAUUGCCACUGGAGCCCAAGUGGCAAUAAUUACCAAAAUGAAGGCCUUAGGAAAAAACAGAAAGGACCAGCUGGGAAAGACGUUUGAUCACAAGGAUCCCAAAUUUUCUGAGAUUUCAAAUGAUGUAAUGAAUGGUGAUUCUUUAUCCUCUUCAUCCAGCACUGGAACAGACAAAUAUUCUGAAUAUUCUAGUGCAUAUCAGGAAAGAAAUCUAAUGAUUAGCCAUCAAGAAGAAAGUGAACAUGACUUUCCUGAAAUUGUGCAGCCAGAAGAUACCAGGAUUCUGUCCACAAGCUCUGGUUCUGAUGACGACAGUGUAGGUGAUGAAGAGUCAGCAGAGAAAGAGAUCCGUUUGGCCACGUGUCAAGUUGCUCAGAGUGAAUCCAAAACUUGGGAUUCGGUACAUGAAUCUAAGUUCUUGGCCACAGAGAGUUCUGAGCCUGAGUUUUCUGUUUAUGUAGGUAAUUCAGAACCAACAGAGAAUGAGAACAAGUCAAACCCAUGCUAUGAAAAUCAACAAAGCCCUGAUCAGUGGAAUUUCUCACCACUUAUACAGACUAACACACAGGCCACAUCUAUGGAGGAAGAGGAAAGAUCUGCAGAAAAGGGGAAGACAGGAGAUGACGCAUGGCAAAUAUUUCCCAAAACUGAACCAGAAAAUGAAGACCAUUCUAAACUGGAAAUGCUUGGCUUCUCAACUGAGAGCGGUGAGUGGUGGAAUGCCCCUCUGCAUGAAGGGAGACCAACAGACCGUCCAUUGGAAGAGGAACUGCCUAAUUCAGGCAGUGAGUUGGAGAAGAAUUCUUCAGCAUUCCAGAAUGCGGGUCCCUGGGGAGCGUCCAUUCAGAGUGACAGUGAAUCCCUGGCAACACGCUGUACCAAUCCUUUCAACGAUGAACUUCGGUCAUCCUAUCUAGACAGUGGUGGAGACAACACACAUGAAAAACUUUGGAACAUUCAACCAAGGCAGCCAGACUCAGAUGCUAAUCAGUUUAGUCACCUAGUAAUAUUGGAUCAAAUUAAAGAAAAAGAUUUCGGACAGCAAAAAUUCAUGUCUUCUGCUGAGGGUGACCUUCCUGCAGAAACUCCUACCCAUGAGCAGUGUCAGAGAGCCAUGCUAUCAGUCUGGGACCAUGCAGACCCAGUAUUUACUCAUAUGGAUGGAAAUGGAAGUGUUGGAGCUAAUGUCUCAAGUGCUGAGUGCCAACAGGCGAAUUGGUGGGAACAAGGAAAAUCCUAUCUCAGUGAAAUGACACAUUCCAACAUUGCCACAGAAAAUCUCCCUGCUGCCAGUGCUCCCACACAACAGAUAAACAAGUCAGGCUCUGAAUGUUCUGGCCUUAGCCCCAGUGACCCCCAGGAGCCUUUUGUUCCAGAUAUUUGGCAUGGCAACUUCCAAGAGGGUGGGCAGUUGGCCUCAGCUUCGCCUGAUUUGUGGGUGGAUGCCAAGCAACCUUUCACUUUAAAAGCAGAUGGUGACAAUCCUGAUAUCCUGACUCACUGUGACCACGACAGCAACUCUCAGGCCUCCAACAGCCCUGAUAUAUGCCAUGCUGAGGCAAAGCAAGAGCUGGAUCAGCACACCAGCGUUUGUGGAGGGCCUGAAGCAGAAUCCAGCGAGCUUCGUCUCACUGAAGCAAAGAUGAAGGACGAGGCCAGUCAAGAGCCUGGGCAGGAGCCCCUCCCACACAAGUCAGAGCUCCCUUCAGAGCGUGUGGUUCCUCUGCCUCCAGUCAGCAGUCAGGCAACUGUAGACAGCUCAUUUCUGUCUGCCUCUCCAAAAGCUUCUCCUGAACCUUCUGAACGGAAUGGGGACAACAAUACAAGCUUAAUGGUAUCAGAAAAAGGACCCAGCCCGGAGACUACACCAAUUUUGGAAUCUGCCGAUAGAACAAGCCCCAGCAUUGGACAUGUGGAAACUAGCAUUUUUAUAACUCACCAGGAGCCAACUAUGGAUGGCAACUGCUCUUGGGUGUCAGAGGACAUCUUUCCUGGAAGUCAGGCAGAUACUAGAACCUUUCCUGACUAUGAGCAACCUUUUGCUUCUGAGAAUCCUGCUGUACUUACUGAUGUCUUGCUGGCCUCAGACACCUGCCUGGAUGUCAGCGAAGCUGCCUUCGACCAUAGUUUCAGUGAUGCCUCAGGAACAAUAGAUGACGUGAGUAAGUUAAGUGUAUCAGAAGGCCAUCCUGAGACACCACUUGAUGGGGAUGCAGUGAAACAAGAUAUCUGUUCAUCCGAAGCCUCAUGGGGUGAUUUUGAAUAUGAUGUAAUGAGCCAGAAUAUUGAUGAAGAUCUAAUGAAAGAGCCUGAACACUUCCGGUAUGGUGGUGACCCUCCAUUGGAGGAAGACUCUCUGAAGCAAUCACUGGCCCCAUACACACCUCCCUUUGAUUUGUCGUACCUCACAGAGCCUCCUCGUAGUGCUGAAACAACACUGGAAACUGGGUCUCCAGAGGAUGCCUCUCUGGGGAGCGAAGCGGCAGAGAUGUUGCUUUCUGCCCUUCCUGACCAAAGUGAGGGAAACCACUCCGAGACCAAAGACAGACAACUGGCUCUGCUGCAUAUUCACGAAGAGCCUGAGGCCCUUCCUUCACCUGUACUAGGAACAGGUUCCAACAUUGAAUUGUCUCCAUCCAACAUUGACUGGGAAAUAGAAACGAAUAAUUCUGAUUCACCAGCAGGUGGCGACGUGGGACCACCAAUUGGUGUCAGCAAGGAAAUAUUAGAGUUAGACGAAGAAAUAGUAAUUCCCAUUAAAGAGCCUCAGCAGAGAAUAUCAGAAUGCAACGAAGAAAGAUGUGCAGAGAAGACUGGAAACAGUCAUACGCUAUCUGCGGAUUACAUACUCAUAAGCCACAAAAAAGAUUCACCAUUGAAACCAGAGGCCUGUGAGGCAAAAGAAAGUGUAUCUGAAUUAGAAAGGUUAUGCACAGAUUUUAAAGAAACAGGGCUGCCAGAAGCUCAGUUAGCGAGCUUCCCAGACACGUGUCAGUCUGCCUCUUUAAAUAAAGGCAAUGAUCAUUCUGCUGAGAGAAUGUCUUCCACAAAUAAUAAGAAGGCAUCACUUGAAAGCCCUGCACAAGACCAGAGUUGGAUGGUCUUUGGCCAUGGUGAGGCUGAUGAUCCAUCCUCAGAAACCAGGGACUCGGAGUCUGAGGGGUCUGGCAGGACUGUGGAACAGAUCUCAAAUCUCAACUUGGACAAGAGUUCCCCGUUGCAGAUUGUGGAAGAAAUGAGGCCUCUAGAAUCUUUAACACUAGAGGAAGUUUCUGGUCUGGGCAAGAGCCGAGGUUGGGCUGGACUGGAUGUAGGUCCAGAUGCAGUUCCAAUGCAGGCUGUCACCCAUGACAAUGAGUGGGAAAUGCUUUCACCACAACCUUCUCAGAAAAACAAGAUCCCCACACAGGAAAUGGAGGAGGAGACAGAGUUCCUUGAACCUGGAACCAGGAAACCAAGGCCAAAUGGACUCCCGUUGGAGGAUGUAGGGAUGGACAUUCCCUUUGAGGAGGGAAUGCUGAGUCCCAGUGCAGACAUGAGGCCAGAACCUCCCAAUUCUCUGGAUCUCAAUGGCAGUCAUCCUCAGAGAAUCAAGCUCACAGCUCCAAAUAUCAACCUUUCUCUGGAUCAAAGUGAAGGAUCUAUUCUCUCUGAUGAUAACCUGGACAGUCCAGAUGAAAUUGAUAUCAAUGUGGAUGAACUCGAUACCCCUGAUGAAGCGGAUUCUUUUGAGUACACUGGCCAUGAAGAUCCCAUGUCCAACAAAAAUUCUGGCCAAGAGUCGGAGUCCAUUCCAGAAUAUACGGCCGAAGAAGAGCGCGAGGACAACCGACUGUGGAGGACAGUGGUGAUUGGAGAACAGGAGCAACGGAUUGACAUGAAGGUCAUUGAACCCUACAGACGAGUCAUUUCUCACGGAGGAGACUCAGGAUACUAUGGAGAUGGUCUGAAUGCCAUCAUUGUGUUUGCUGCCUGUUUUCUGCCAGACAGCAGCCGGGCGGAUUACCACUAUGUCAUGGAAAAUCUUUUCCUAUACGUAAUAAGCACUUUAGAACUGAUGGUUGCCGAAGACUACAUGAUUGUGUACUUGAAUGGUGCCACCCCAAGGCGGAAGAUGCCAGGGCUAGGCUGGAUGAAGAAAUGCUACCAGAUGAUUGACAGACGACUGCGCAAGAAUUUGAAGUCAUUCAUCAUUGUUCAUCCAUCUUGGUUCAUCAGAACAAUCCUUGCAGUGACUCGACCUUUUAUAAGUUCCAAGUUCAGCAGUAAGAUUAGAUAUGUGAGCAGCUUAUCCGAGCUCAGUGGUCUGAUCCCGAUGGACUGCAUCCACAUUCCAGAGAGCAUCGUUAACCUGCUUCAUUUGGACUUGAAAGGGACUUGAUCAUCAGCUCAAAGAAAAAAGACAAAUAUUCUGUAUCUUCCUGCAUAAAAUAGACAGGAAAAUGGACUUCCAAUUAGCACAUCCAAAAGAAUCUCACUUAAAAGCACUCACUCGAGAGAAGCUGAAAGUGUUCUUGUUUAGUGUGUGUCUGUGACGUCAGGACAUGCAGAAGAGCUGUCUCUGUAAGUCAUUUAUCUCUCAUAGCAAACCCCACAUUACAGAUGCAAGGGGGGUAACUCAGAGAUUACUUAUGGGAAGAAAGAGUAGGAACCAGGAAGGGAUGGAACUAGAAUAUCAGUUCAACAAGUAGAAGCCUUUGAUCUUCCACCAAGUUAGACAUGAACACAGGAAAUUGGUGGACUUGCUGGAGUCAGCUGGCUCAGCAGAGACAAGCAGUAUUUAUAAGAUCCUAACUAGGGCUUCAGUCCUCAUUCCUUUCAUAGGGUUCCAACAAGCAGUAAACCUCCAGCUCUGGCCUGCACUCUGUAAGGUGCACCCCGUCUCUAAAACCCACUCCUCUGUUAAAAAUCAUGCUUCUGGUAUGGGGAAGUGGGGGUCUGUGAGAGCAGAGUAGCUGUUGGGGGGUGGAAGGUGGGGAGUAGUGUGCCUAGGGUCCUGGAAAAUUAACAGCCACCAAAGUCACCCCAGGUCAGUGGCUUUCGGAUGCUUGUCUCAGGAACUUGAAGAAGGAAUUUCACAGACAAUGGGGAGGGUGAGUUUUAGAAAGGAGUUUAUUAUAGAUUCAUAGGUGACAGCUUGAGACCAGAAGCAAGCAGAGCUCUUGUACAAUGAGAGCAGGUCCCAAGGAAAGGUUGCCACCACGUGUCUCUGUGCAGGAGUUAAUAAGGCUUUUCUGGGUUGAGGCAUGGGGGGAGAAUCACAGUCCACCCAUCUCACCCCAGCUUCACUCAGAGCAUCUCAUGUAGCUUCCAGGCAGUUGUGCUCCUUGUGUAAAAGAAGAAAAUUAACAAGAAACCCAACCAGGACCAGAGCUCUUAACACUCCUGGCGUUCCUACCCUCCAGGCAGAGCCCCCAGCACUCCUGGUGUUCCUACCUCCAGCCAGGACAGAACCCAAGACACUUCUCACUUCUGGUCAAAAACAAAAAUCAGAACUUCUGUGUCCAAGGACUCUGUCCCUCAACUACUUGUCCACUUUCUAUUUCCUGACAUCAUUCUUGGCCAACCACUCCUAAACUGCUCCUGUCUCUGGAAAAGAUGACAUAGGACAUUCUCUCUUUCUGUGGGAAUAAGCCCUGGCCACUUUCCAGGAAAACACAGCACUGUUUCUGUGGUGUGAGAGACAACGGCAUGAAAAAGAGGGUUUGAGGCCGUUACAUGUGAACCUUUCCUCCUACUUCUCAAUGUCUCUGAAACUUAAGGUAACCUAUGAAAAUUCUGAGGCUUAGCUUUCACAUCUGUAAAAUGGGGCAUAGGAUUGUUCUGAAGAUUGAAUGAGAACAGAGACCAUAAGGCAUUUUUGAAGCCUGGACACAGAGCUCCCAGUCUACAAUGUUACUGAUUAUGAUCAUGUUGUUUUAGAAACUUGUGGAAGUUCAUUGAGAAGCUAGAAUGGUCAGGGCACUUUUCAUUUGAUUACACAUAUCUGUUCUCAAGGCCUCCAUUUUAGAAAAGUUACUUCAAGAGGAAGAGGCAGUUGGAAAGAUUGGUGCCUCCCCUCCAACACCUUGGCCCCUGCCCGUGUCCGUUUUCUCCUGUCUUUAUAAUCAUCUUAGGAUGUCCUUUCUACCAUUUCCAUUCCUAGCCUUCAUCACCUCAUUUUCACAUUAAGCACUUUUCAACUAUGUUCUGUUACUGAAUAACUAUUUUCUAUUACAAAUAACAUUCAAAACCUCUCAUCCCAGCCAAUCCAAGACCAGAAUUCAGCUGAGCAGAGCCUGUCAUCAAUGGGCUUGAAUGAUAGAAAAACUGCCCAGCCUGGAAUCAGAUUUAUCAUCACAGUUACAGUUCAUUCUCAUUAUUUGGGGACAGUUGUGCUGAAUAAAGUCACUGUAAACACUUAACGAGCUCUGAACUACUAUUCCUAGGGAAAAUCUACAGCUGGGAUCCUGUAAGCCUCUGAUCACGAUGCUUUCAUUACCCUACCAGUAUCCAACCUUGUUUCUGUGUUUCUGUUUUAAGAAAACUUCUUAGGUUAUACUGUUAACUCACUAACAUUGUGCUUAGCUAGGUAUAGUGGCACACAUUUGUAAUCGCACUCAGAUGACUGAGGCAGGAUGAUCAGGAGUUUGAGGCAAGCCUGGACUACACAGCAAGACACUAUCUCAAACAAACCAACAAACAAAACAAACAGAAUACUGAACUCAAGCCCGGCAUCACUAUAACUUAUGCCUGUCUUACAGAAUACACAUGUUCUCUGUAAGAUUCAUCAGCUUUCUUUCACAUAGGAACGCUAGGCAGCAUCAGCACCAUGCUUCAGGGCCAUUUUGAAAGCAAAAGCACAAAUUUUAAAAAAUAUCAUAAAUAAACUGUAUGGGACAAGAAGGUGGAGGCCCAACAGUCUGAUUUCAGCUGGCUGCCUGCUCAUGCCAACUCAAGGUUUGUGCCACUCGGUGAUUGUCCACAAGUGGCACAGCUGCUGCACUUUGUGUCUGGAGAGUGCAGAUGCUCUAGUGAACAGGCAAAUUUAUAAACACAGAAUCCACAAAUAAUGAGAACUGAUUGUAUAUUUAUGAAUUGUAAAUCACUAAUUAUACCUAAUCCAAGUAAGCGUUCUCUCCAAAGCUAAUCUGAUUAUCAUUUGGGUGAGCUUUUUUCUCUCACGUUCUGACUUUUUAAAACCUGUCAUUUUUCCCAUCUGUUGCUCGUUUUUCUCAUGACAUCCAUUUUUUAUCU
This is a messenger RNA of Nannospalax galili (Upper Galilee mountains blind mole rat), 12077 nucleotides long. RefSeq names its product prune homolog 2 with BCH domain (gene Prune2). Lineage: Eukaryota; Metazoa; Chordata; Mammalia; Rodentia; Spalacidae. Gene Ontology annotation, biological process: apoptotic process. The transcript is spliced from 18 exons. Gene Ontology annotation, molecular function: exopolyphosphatase activity. The record is from RefSeq and is a predicted model, not a curated record. The coding region runs from base 142 to 9222 and encodes 3026 amino acids. Gene Ontology annotation, cellular component: cytoplasm.